AUGGAUGGUCUCGAGGCGGUACGACAGCGCCUUGAGGAGAACCUCGUCCCUCAUCUCAAAGAGACUCCCCUGCUCGCCGCCAUCGUCACAGUCUUGGUUCUUGUCGUAACGACGAGACUCUUCACAGGCGGUUCUUCUUCUCAGAAUGGAUCUAGGACUCCUCCUCUUGCGCCUUACUGGAUCCCUUUCUUUGGCCACGCUCCUCGACUCUUUCUCAACGCAAACUUUACCUUGACGCGCUUCCGAAACCGAUAUGCCCAAGGCAUCUUUUCUAUUCGCCUAUUCCAAAGUAUCCAUUCCUUUGUGUUUCGACCUUCUCUCGCAGCCAAGCUACUUGAAUUGCCCGAGUCGAUCGCAGACAAAGAGUAUGUCGCCAGACGUCUCAUGGUCACCAACUUUCGACUCUCUAAGAAGGAUCUCGAGGCCUACGACAAAGCCGCCAGCGAGGUUCACCAAGUCACCAAGCAGUAUCUCUCCGGCUCGCAUCUGGAUAGUCUUGUAAAGGCCAAUGUUCGAGACCUGGACGAUGUCGCCGCUGAAUUGGUUUCCUUCAACAGCUACCAGACCGAUCAGAUGGACUGGGAGAAGCUAGCAGAGGCAGAUGUCGUGGAGACCGAAACGAAAGAAAGGGUCAUGGAGGCUGACUUUCUCGAGUUGAUGAGGAAUUUUGUCGCUAGGUCAGCCACUGCUUCCGUCUUUGGCACUGAUUUCGUCGAAAACUUUGACGACAUCUGGCCACACCUCUGGGUCUUCAACGACGGCUUCCUGUCUUUGGCCAUGGGCGUUCCUCUUUGGGCACCUCUUCCAACUUCUCAGCGGGCUAGAAUCGCUCUUGGUCGUCUACAUUCCUUCAUGCGAGAGUUCCAUGAGGAUCUGGACAAGUUCUUGAACAAUGAGGAGCCUGGUGCAAGAUGGCAAGAUUUCCACACCAUCAGCCCUCUCGUUCGCAAGCGAACAGAGGUCUUCCGGAAGCAUGGCCUAUCCAUUGACGUUCGAGCCUCGUUCGAUGUAGCUCUGUUCUGGUCCGUGACAGUCCACUCCACUUCUAUGGUCUCGUGGUCUCUCUUUGAGCUCUACCAAGACCCAGUCCUCCUCGAGCAGAUCCGUGACCAAGUCGCCCCCUUCGUCCACGUUGUUCAACCCAAGAACGAAUUCGGAGGUAUUGUCUGGGUUCCCCCCAAGAUUGAGAAGCUCGACAUGGAGGGGCUCAUGACAAAGUGUCCUCUCCUCAAAGCCGCUUACCUCGAGACGCUGAGGCUACACGGCGGCGGCUGGUCCGCGAGGCUUUUGAAGGAGGAUGUAGUCCUGAAGGAUGAGGGAGAGGCGGGCCAUGUGCUCAAAAAGGGCACAUUUGCGCAUGUUGUCCCAGAUCUGCAUCGCACUGAUCCCAAGGCCUUCUCCGACCAGCGCAUUUGGCACGUCGGACGGUAUCUCGAGGAUGAUGUAGACUCCAAGGGAGCCAAGAUACAAAAGGUCAACCCAAAGACGAUACAAGCAUCUGACGGAACUCUUACGAUGUGCGAUGACUCUGACUUUACCAUGAGAAAGGUGUACUUGUACACUUCAGUUCUCAUCUCACUUUACAAUGUCGAGCCGGCAAAGGGCGGUGAUUGGGUCACGCCAACACUCGUCAAGGGGGUGGCUUCAACUCGCCCAUCGCGGUCGAUCAGGCUUUGGAUCAAGCCAAGAGCAUUGCCUAAAGUCAAGUGA
Fusarium keratoplasticum is the source of this 1710-nucleotide messenger RNA. RefSeq lists its product as uncharacterized. Gene Ontology annotation, molecular function: monooxygenase activity; iron ion binding; heme binding. Lineage: Eukaryota; Fungi; Ascomycota; Sordariomycetes; Hypocreales; Nectriaceae. The record is from RefSeq and is a predicted model, not a curated record. The transcript is spliced from 2 exons. Bases 1 to 1710 code for a protein of 569 amino acids.